Lactuca virosa is the source of this 591-nucleotide messenger RNA. The record is from the annotation of a GenBank genome assembly. NCBI's taxonomy places the organism in Eukaryota, Viridiplantae, Streptophyta, Magnoliopsida, Asterales, Asteraceae.
AUGGACUCCACGUUAGCAUCCAAACCGAUCAUCAACGUUGCUGCCAUCUGUGGUUCCACUCGCAAAGCUUCCUUCCAUCAUGGCCUCAUCCGCGCCGCCAUUGAAUUGGCCACCCAAGCGAUCGACGGGAUGUCGAUCGUAAACGUCGACAUAUCGCUGUUACCGAUGCUCAACACAGAUCUCGAAGUCGACGACAAAUUUCCACCGGAGGUCGAAGCAUUUCGUCAGAAGAUUCUUCAAUCUGAAUGUUUCCUCUUUGCUUCUCCUGAGUACAAUUACACGGUCACAGCACCUUUGAAGAACGCAAUCGAUUGGGCAUCUAGACCACCGAACGUGUUUGCCGAUAAGGGUGCUGCUAUUGUUAGUGCCGGAGGUGGGUUUGGCGGAGGGUUGGCACAGUAUAGUCUCCGGCAAAAUGGUGUUUUCCUUGAUCUUCAUUUCAUUAAUAAGCCAGAGUUUUUCCUCAAGGCGUUUGAAGGUCCUCCCAAGUUCGACGAUGAAGGUAAUCUAAUAGAUACUGAGGCUAAAGAGAGUCUAAAAUCUGUUCUUUUGGCGCUGAAAGCUUUCACGUUGAGACUUCGAGGCAAGUAA